UCCGCCGCUUCCGAUGGGUGAGGACAGCGAGAGCCCCAAAAUCAAUCACAGCUUCCUCCGAGACUAUGUCACAGAAGCUGAUGUCAUUUCUACAGUGGAGUUUAACCAGACGGGGGAUCUGCUGGCCACAGGGGAUAAGGGGGGGCGAGUGGUCAUCUUCCAUAGAGAAACAGAGUCUAAAAGUGAAUCUGAAGAGCUGGGAGAAUCGGGUGAGUAUAAUGUCUACAGCACGUUCCAGAGUCACGAACCGGACUUUGAUUAUCUGAAGAGUUUGGAAAUCGAGGAGAAGAUCAAUAAGAUCCGCUGGCUGCCACAGCAAAACGCUGCCCACUUUCUCCUCUCUACUAAUGAUAAAACUAUAAAGUUAUGGAAGGUGAGCGAGAGAGACAAGCGGCCAGAGGGCUACAAUCUGAAGGACGAAGAAGGGCGAAUAAAGGACAUCUCCACCGUGACCUCACUACAGGUGCCGGUCCUGAAGCCCACUGACCUGAUGGUUGAGGUGCGGCCGAGGAGAAUCUUUGCCAACGGCCACACCUACCACGUCAACUCCAUCUCAGUCAAUAGCGAUGGCGAGACAUAUCUGUCUGCUGAUGAUCUCAGGAUCAACAUGUGGCACCUGGAUAUCACAGAUCGAAGCUUCAACAUUGUGGACAUUAAGCCGGCUAAUAUGGAGGACCUGACGGAGGUAAUAACAGCUGCAGAGUUCCACCCACAGCACUGCCACCUGUUUGUAUACAGCAGCAGUAAAGGCACAUUACGCCUCUGUGACAUGAGAGAGUCUGCACUCUGUGACAAGCACUCCAAAAUCUUUGAGGAGCCAGAGGACCCAGGCAAUCGAUCUUUCUUUUCUGAGAUCAUCUCGUCGGUUUCUGAUGUUAAGUUCAGCCAUAGUGGACGCUAUCUGCUCACCAGAGACUACUUGACUGUCAAAGUAUGGGACCUCAACAUGGAGAAGGGCCCAGUGGAGACCUACCAGGUGCAUGAGUACCUAAGAGGCAAACUCUGCUCUUUGUAUGAAAACGACUGCAUCUUUGACAAGUUUGAGUGCGUCUGGAAUAGCACAGACAGUGUAAUCAUGACAGGUGCGUAUAACAGUUUUUUCCGGAUGUUUGAUCGUGAGACCGGUCGCGGUGUAACCCUCGAGGCAUGGCGUGAGAGCAGUAAACCGCGUGCCGUGCUGCGGACUCGCCGCGUUUACACCGGGGGCCGGCGUCGCCGGGGAGACGUGGGCGUGGACAGUCUGGACUUCUCUAAAAAAAUUCUGCACAUGGCUUGGCACCCGGCUGAAAACAUCAUCGCCAUCGCAGCCACUAACAACCUCUAUAUCUUUCAGGACAGGGUCAAUGCGGAAAACCAGUGACAAGAGUCAUGUAAUGGGGUAAUGCAGUAAUGCUCUUCACAGGGCCACACACACCAACAUGCAUUUAAAUCAUGCACAUGUAUUAAAUUUAUCCUUCAAAACAAACAUUAUUGGUCCUGUGAAGGUGGGCAUAGUUGGCGGACUAUGUUUGCCGUUCCAGGAGAGCAGUUAUAUAUACAGGUAGCUAGUGACUUUAACUGAUAACUGUUUGGUUAAUUACACCGCCAAGAAUGUUGCCAAUGAGCUACAGAAUGUGAAAUUUAUGAUUGGCAUCACAGUAAGCCAAUCCUGGACUUCUUUGAUAUGUGAUGGAUGGUGUUUCCGGCCAAUCCCUGACUGCGCUGAUCUGUGAUUGACAGCUGUUUGGAUAAAGGCUGGUGUCUUUAGGCUGAAGACCAGGAAUGAGACCGCUCCGCUCCUCUGUGCCAGGGUGCCAUGGAGACAGGUUACUCAGUUGCCAUGGUAACAAGAGUGCUCUGAGUAGUCUUCCUAUCACGUGCUUCCCAAAAACCUAUCCCACAAUGCAUCUGCUACACGGGCACUCAUUUUACUUCACGUUGAAUCGACCAUUUGUAGAGACUUGAUUGCCUAUAUGACCGUAUCACUAUAUCUCACACUUGGAGAAGGCUUGUCUGGUGUCUUAUGUCAGAAGUAUUGAACCACUACUUCAUCAAAACACUGUCUUAACCUGGUUACACCUCAUGAUGGGUUAUAUUUACACCUGUAUGGUAAGAACAGUAUUGGUAGGUCUCUCAAAAAAAUAAAUAAACAAAAACUACAAUAAGGGUAUAUCACACUGCUAACACUCUUUUUAAAAAAGUCUC
Messenger RNA from Carassius carassius (crucian carp), 2184 nucleotides. Its product is annotated as serine/threonine-protein phosphatase 2A 55 kDa regulatory subunit B gamma isoform-like. The record is from RefSeq and is a predicted model, not a curated record. Gene Ontology annotation, biological process: peptidyl-serine dephosphorylation. Gene Ontology annotation, molecular function: protein binding; protein phosphatase regulator activity. The transcript has 9 exons. The coding region runs from base 14 to 1360 and encodes 448 amino acids. Gene Ontology annotation, cellular component: cytosol; protein phosphatase type 2A complex. NCBI's taxonomy places the organism in Eukaryota, Metazoa, Chordata, Actinopteri, Cypriniformes, Cyprinidae.